This is a messenger RNA of Odobenus rosmarus divergens (Pacific walrus), 800 nucleotides long. It is a transcript of the gene TMEM233, whose product is annotated as transmembrane protein 233. The coding region runs from base 310 to 639 and encodes 109 amino acids. Lineage: Eukaryota; Metazoa; Chordata; Mammalia; Carnivora; Odobenidae. The record is from RefSeq and is a predicted model, not a curated record. The transcript is spliced from 3 exons. Gene Ontology annotation, cellular component: membrane.
CCGUCUGAUGGUCUCUGGGUGUGUCCUUCCAGGAGUGCCCGUCCCGUUUCUCAGGCCGGCUGGCUCCCUCCUCCUCCCUGCAGCCUCCCCUCACUCCCUCGUUCCCUCCCUCCCUCUUGUGUGGAGGCUCUUGGCCCAGGUCCUUCAGCCGGGGAGGGUGCAAGCGGAGGACGCAGGAGAGGUGAGGUCACGUCUCCCUUGAGCCCCGCGCCGCUGACUUUUCAGAGCCUCGCCACGAGCAGGCAGCCUCAGUCUCCGACCGCGCGGACCCUGCGCUCCUCCGCCCACCCUGCACCGCCGGCCUCGCCCAUGUCUCAGUACGACCCCAGCUCGGACUUCAAGAGGGCUCUGGACAGCAGUCCGGAGGCCAACACGGAGGAUGACAAGACCGAGGAGGACGUGCCCAUGCCCAAGAACUACUUGUGGCUCGCCAUCGUCUCAUGUUUUUGCCCCGCGUACCCCAUCAACAUCGUGGCUUUCGUCUUCUCCAUCAUGUCUCUGAACAGCUACAACGAUGGAGACAUCGAAGGAUCCAAGCGGCUCGGGAGGAAUGCCAAGUGGGUGGCCAUUGCCUCCAUCAUUAUUGGCCUUCUCAUCAUCGGUAUUUCUUGUGCAGUUCACUUCACAAGGAAUGCCUGAGCAACCAGCAGUCUGCCGCAAGCACGGAGGAUGGACCUCAUCCACAUACACCCCACAGGAGUUUCUGAGGAAUGGACCCUUGACUUCAGACCGUGAGAUCUCUUCCUCCAGGACUCUCCAGAGGCAGGUCCCUGGCAAAUGAACUUAAAAAAAAAAAAAAA